CUUCAAAGAUCCAUCACACCCAAUGACAAAAGAUCCGCCAACGAGCACUUUCUUCGUUUCUUCACAGAUGCUUUCAAGAUGACGAUGUUGCUUGCCUCGGUCUGAUUUGCUGUAUCCAACGAUUGAUACUCCGCUUGUGGAAAGAAAAAGAUAUCAGCUGGCACCCAGUGUGUCUGUGACCCAUCAACCACCAUCACGAAGGGCAAAGUGACAGUUGCUCACAAAUUUUUGAAACAAACAUCAAGAUGCUCUUUCGUUCACUCCUCACCGUUGCUUUGCCUUUGCUGGCAUCUGCAUUUGGCCCCGCCACUCCCCUUUUGGUUCGCAAUGACGCUUCUCCUCUCAUGACAAUGCGUGUCAGCCAGGGCGACUUGAAACGACGCGGAAAAAUCACUAAGAUGCUCGACAAUGUCAAGUCCACCAAUGACCCCAAGGCUGCCAUCCAGUCGACCGUCUUGACGGAUAAGACCGCUGAGCUCUUGGAAACCUGCGGUGAAAACGUUCGCAAGUCCAUGCUCUACAAGAUCCAAGCUUUGUCGUCUCAAUACGGGUUGGUUGUCCCCUCAGACUUUGGCACCCCCAUGCCCCUUCUUGAACGAGAAGCUCUGGAAGCGCAACAAGCUGCUGUGAAGAAGGCGGAGAAAAAGUCGCACUUUGAUCAGUUCAAAGUGGACCGAGAUGCCCGUGUGGCUGCUCGUAAGGCUGCCGAAGCCGGUACCGAGGCAGAAAAGAAGAAGAAGGUUGCAGCUCGCAUCGCCGCGAUCGAAGCAAAGAAACGAGAAAAGGAAGAGGAAUUGAAGAGGAUUGAAAAGGAAGAGCAGCUGAAGCUCAUGGCCACUAUUGCCAAUGCUCUGGAAGCCGAGAAAGAAGCUGAGGAAAAGGAAGCUGCCAGCUCAGAAAGCAAAGAGGUUGAGGCGGAAGCUUAGGAUUGUCCCAACGUGGCUUUCCAUGUCGUACCAGUAUGAUAAUGGGCACUCAGGGGGUUUUCCCGCUCUAGCUGCAGAUUAUUAAAAUAGAAUGCACAAGCAUUUCGGCU
Seminavis robusta is the source of this 1036-nucleotide messenger RNA. The record is from the annotation of a GenBank genome assembly. Lineage: Eukaryota; Bacillariophyta; Bacillariophyceae; Naviculales; Naviculaceae.